This is a messenger RNA of Scophthalmus maximus (turbot), 4340 nucleotides long. RefSeq names its product potassium voltage-gated channel subfamily A member 10. Gene Ontology annotation, biological process: potassium ion transmembrane transport; protein homooligomerization. The transcript is spliced from 5 exons. Gene Ontology annotation, cellular component: membrane; voltage-gated potassium channel complex. The coding region runs from base 1006 to 2682 and encodes 558 amino acids. Lineage: Eukaryota; Metazoa; Chordata; Actinopteri; Pleuronectiformes; Scophthalmidae. Gene Ontology annotation, molecular function: delayed rectifier potassium channel activity; protein binding. The record is from RefSeq and is a predicted model, not a curated record.
GCUGCCAUGGAGACUGAAACCCAGACACAACUUCCCUUGAUCACUGAGUUGCGACUACUACUGGGAGGUUGUUUGUAGCAGCAUGACUUUCACACUUUAACUCUUGCUGCCUCCUGUCAAAACCUCGGAGGGAGAGAGAGAGAGAUUUCCAACUGCUCCUUAAGACUCGUGCCAUCGCCAGGGUCAGAUGGUUAAUCUGAGGGGACGCGUGAGCGAGUGCAGCUUCUUCCACCGCCGGAUGACGAGGGGACGUGAGGAGGUAACUCGGGAGUCUCGGGGCCUCGCCGCCGUGGACCCCCGUCCCCGUCCGACGCCGAGCAGCGUUGGGAGUCAGAACAGAAAGAGGGGGGGGGGGGGAGCGGGUCCCAACUCUCCCCAACGGCGAUUGGCUCCUGCCAAGUAAAUCUACCUAUCAGAGAGCCACCGAUAACACCCUCACUCAUCCCGCUGACGGAGGAGCGAGCAGGGAGGACAAAACCAGGUGACCCCCACAUUUACAAUACACUCAGUUUGCAUGUGUGUGUGUGUUUGCGUGUGUUUGCGUCUUAUGUCUGCGUGUGGGCACACUUGUUUGCGAGCGUGUGUGGGUAUCCUCUGGCGUCUCUGGUUUCGUAUACGGUGUCCGAUUACCCGAUGGGAGCUUUAAUAGAGACAGAGGCGGUCUUGAUUGUGAGUCUGGAGGAGGCAGCCGGGGGGAGCACCACCACGACAGCGGAGCUGCCAGGCGGAGGAGAGCGGGCACGGCAACUUCUGCAGAGCCGGGGGUCUCGGGUGAGCGAGAGCCGCAGACGUCCGCUCGCGGCUGGAUUCAAAACUUUGACACUUUGUGAUCGACGAUCACACAGCGGGCGGGUUCCAACAGUGAGCGUUCAGCUGCCUGAAUGAUCACCAGGAGGAGAGAGGUCCAGGCCAGGAUCGGCGUGGCCCUGCUGGCGGUGUCCCCUCCGUCUCCUGCGCCUCCAACCGGGCCCAUAGACAGAGCCGCGGGUGACGGCGCGUCGGGCAAUGGAGGUGCCCCUCGUUAAUUUCGAGAACAUGGACGACGUCGGCAUCAACCUCGGCGACCCGAGCGACUCCGGGUACCCGACCUCGCCCACCUCCGAGGCCCCCGAUCAGAAUCUGUUGACCCAGCGUCCGACUUCUCCCCGCCAGUCGCCGCACAGAGGACGACGCGGCAGGUAUCAGUCGGGUCAGGAGGCGCUGUCGCCGUCCUCCCUGCCGACGCCGACCACCAAAGGGAACUCCAGCUGCGGCAGCUUGAUCUCCAACCUGAAGCUCCUCAUGAACAGCGAGUCUCCCACCGACAGCGUCUUCAGUAGGAUGCAGAAGGACUGCUACGAGAACGAAGAAUUGUUCGAGAGGCACUGCGCGGACGAAAGAGAUGAGAAAGUUGUCAUCAACGUUUCAGGGCUGAUGUUCGAGACCCAGCUCAGCACCCUCAACAGGUUCCCGGAGACGCUGCUCGGUGACCCCAUGAAGCGGAUAAGCUAUUUCGACCCCAUGAAAAACGAAUACUUUUUUGACCGAAACCGUCCGUCCUUCGAUGGGAUUCUGUACUACUACCAGUCCGGGGGUCGAAUCCGCAGGCCAGCCAACGUGCCCUUGGAUGUUUUUGCUAAUGAAAUCGUUUUCUAUGAGUUGGGUCACGAAGCGAUGGAGCAGUUCCGCGAGGACGAAGGGUUCGUCAAGGAGCCCGAGGUCCUCUUGCCCACCAACGAACUCCAGCGACAGUUCUGGCUCCUGUUCGAAUACCCCGAGAGCUCCAGUGCAGCCAAAUCUGUCGCCCUGGUGUCCGUGUUUGUCAUCGUCAUUUCCAUCUUCAUCUUCUGCCUGGAGACUCUGCCGGAGUUCAGGGAGGACGGUGACUUUCCUGUAGCCCGAACCGUGAACGGCUCUGCGCCUCACCCCGCCGCCAAAGACGUCGUGGCUUAUCUCACGGACCCCUUUUUCAUCGUGGAGUCUAUUUGCAUCGUUUGGUUCUGCUUCGAGGUCGGUGUCCGCUUUGUGGUCUGCCCCAGCAAGAGUGAUUUCUUCAAUAACAUCAUGAAUAUCAUUGACAUCGUCUCCAUAAUUCCCUACUUUGUGACCCUGGGCACGGAGCUGGCCACCACCCCCGACGAGGACUUGAACUCUGGCCAGAACAUGUCGCUGGCGAUCCUGAGGAUCAUCCGACUGGUGAGAGUUUUCCGGAUCUUUAAGCUCUCCCGACACUCGAAGGGCCUUCAGAUCUUGGGCCAGACCUUGAAAGCCAGUAUGAGGGAACUGGGGCUGCUCAUCUUCUUCCUUUUCAUCGGAGUCAUCCUGUUCUCCAGCGCUAUCUACUUUGCAGAGGUGGACGAGCCCCAGACGCAGUUCGUGAGCAUCCCCGACGGCUUCUGGUGGGCCGUGGUGACGAUGACCACGGUGGGAUACGGAGACAUGUGCCCCAUCACCAUAGGGGGCAAAAUGGUCGGCACGCUCUGCGCCAUCGCCGGUGUCCUGACCAUCGCCUUGCCCGUGCCCGUCAUCGUCUCCAACUUCAACUAUUUCUACCACCGGGAGACGGAGCAGGAGGAGAAACAGGUGAUGGACGCGGCGGCAGAGGCCACCCAGAAAAUGUCCGCCACUAACAAGUACGGCAGCACGCCCUCGCUCAACAAGAGCAACGGCGCCUGGCAGAGCGAGAAGAAUGGCGUGCACUGAUAGUGUGUAUUCAAAUGAAUCAAACAAAUCCGUUCGUCAGAUUCAAUCUGGGUGACAACAGUUGAACUUUCCUCACUCUUUCGUACCCAAACAUGGCAGCGUUUGUGCAUAUUAUUACAGUAUUAAUAGGCACCGUGUGGUGGUGGUGGUGGUGGUGGUGGUGGGACGGCCUUUCACACAAGUUGUCCGUCUGCUUGUGGAUGUGUCAAAGUGCAAUUAACAAAACUCGGCAACUGCUACGUCAGUUACCCUUUUCAUCGUCUCUAGUCCAGUGCAGUUUGAGAGGAAAGUGCGAUGGACCAUUUGUACCCGUGGGCAAACGUUUGACCUUGAAAACGUCGAUUGUUAGAUUGAACGUCGACCUGACGGAAAGAGAGGGUUGUAAAACGUCCGGUUUCUAGUUUUGUGAACAGAGUAAGUUCAUCCCAACAAAAGAGAAUCAAAAAAUUUUUUUUAAAAAUAAAUAUAACCAUGGCAUUUAAAGCUGGAUAUACACUCAGCGCUCAUAUCACAUCAAAGUUCCACGUUAGACGUAUUCAGCAAAAAUCUGGAUAGUGCUCAGGACGAUUCCCAAGGACGGGUGAACGUGUCCAGCACAUCGCACACACAAUCGUCUCAUCAGCAAAUCUAUAGCUGCGGAUGCUCGGCGCUGGCACGUCUCCGUCUGACACAGCGUAACAAUAUCUGUGUGAUAACAACGUUGGGCACGUUAGCACGUCUGACGUUGAUCUCGUAGCUACUGUAGGCGGCAAAAUAUAAAAGACUAAAACUGUGAAACCCGCUCAGCAGCCACUGUAUUAUAGCACAAAAGGCAGGAAUCACAGAUUACUUUAUGUACACGGUUAAAAUUAUUAUGAUUUUGGCCUUGAUUUGCACCAGAUUAUUGCACCUUCUAAUGUAUAAUUAUUAUUAUAAUGUGAUUUGACCCUUUAUAAUCUGUAUUAAUACAUAUUGCACUGAGAGUUUCAUUUUCUCCUCAUGAUCUCUCGAGCACUUUUGGAGCUUUACACCGUCAGCCGUUGGCUGGGAAAACUCAUAUUUAUUAUGGGAGUGUACAGGAAUGUGAGAUGAGACGUAUAUUUGAGAUGAUAUCGGUGGGAAACUAAAGUCCAAUAAUACUUUUCUCCUCUGACCUUUGUCCCUCUCGUUUAUAUAUUGCAUGGCGUAAGCGUGCCGAAAUGAGGACUGAACUUUGACAUAUUUACUGUUGCUAAAUAUAUAAUAGUAUAUUAAUCAUAUAGUGACGAUCAUCAUAGUCCAUGUGAGAAGGGAAAGCCAAUUCUUCGAGUGGAUUGGUAUUACAUACUGUAUGCAUGCCACACUUCAAUCUUGUAAAUGUAUGUGAGUUUACUGUAAAUAUAUGAAUACAGCUUGUGUUGAAAUGGCAUGGGGUGUAGUUGUAACUGGACGAAUGCCUUUGCUGAUAAUCCCAUAAUAUGCAAUAACGCGGAAAAGGCAAUACCUGUGUGUUAGAAACGAGACGCAACAAGGCGACGGCAGUUCGCCAGCGUAGCUACUCAGCACUUUACUCAAGGAGAAAGCACUCGAGGACUGUUACUGCACGCGUCGACAUGGUGCAGUGCACAGUGUCAUACUCUGCUCAUGUUUUAUUCAUCCUGUAAAGAGUGCCUUUCAUUAAAACAUGUAUCCUACUGUAA